CUGUGUUUGUUUCCGGUGUUUCAAUAAAGCUCGAUUCGGCUCGAAGAAGACCUGUUCUUCCGGGAAAAUGGCGACUCCCGCUCGUGCCCCGGAGUCCCCGCCGGUCGCGGAUCCGGCGCUAGUCGCGGGGGCUGCUGAGGAAUCCGAGUGCCCGCCGCCUCGCCAGCCUCAGCCCCCGCAGAAUGUCCUCGCUGGCCCGCGGCUUCGAGCCCCAAGCUCCCGAGGACUUGGGGCGGCGGAGUUUGGCGGAGCUGCAGGAGAUGUUGAAGCGCCAGGAGAGACUUUUGCGCAACGAAAAAUUCAUUUGCAAAUUGCCCGACAGAGGUAAAAAGAUCUUAGACUCUUUUGCCAAACUGAAAGCUGCCAUUGCGGAACGUGAAGAAGUUAGAGGAAAAACUGAACUGUUUCAUCCUGUUAGUUUAGACUGUAAGCUAAGGCAAAAAGCAAUUGCAGUUGUUGAUGUGGACACAGAUAAGGCCCAGGAUUCUGACCAGAUACUUGAUACUUCGUCUCCAGUUUGUGGCUGUUCCUCUGUAAGUAACUUCAAGUCGUCUGAAACAACCUCACAUCAGCAUCCUACUCACAAAGGCGAUGAAGAGGCUCCAGAGGUUGAGGACAGAGUGAGCAAGUGCCCAGUUCCCAGUAGCAGAGCCAGUGUGCCUUCCUCUUCUGAAGCUGGUGAGCGUCUCCCUCAGCAUCGUGUUUCAAGUCAGGCAGAAGAUCAUUCUAGCAGCUCGGACAACCUGUUUAUUGAUAGGUUACAAAGGAUCACAAUUGCGGACCCAGGUGAACAGCAUUCAGAACAGGACAGGAGUGCUGAGACCUUGGCAGGGCUUUGUCGUGGGGCACAGAAGAAGCCUCAUUACAUGGAAGUGCUAGAAAUUCGAGCCAAGAACCCAGUGCCCCCACCACAUAAAUUUAAAACUAAUGUAUUACCUUCACAACAAAAUGAUUCAUCUAGUCAUUGGCAGAGAACAGGGUCUCCCAUUUCCUUGGAAGAAAGGCGGCUCAGGGAUAAGAAGCAUCUUGAUGACAUCACAGCAGCUCGGCUCCUGCCACUUCACCAUAUGCCUGCACAGCUGCUCUCCCUGGAAGAAUCUGUGGCACUUCAAAAACAGCAGAAACAGAAUUAUGAGGAGAUGCAAGCCAAGCUCGCGGCACAGAAAUUAGCUGAAAGGCUUAAUAUAAAGAUGCAGAGCUAUAAUCCGGAAGGGGAGACUUCGAGGAAGUACCGAGAAGUAAGGGAUGAAGAUGAUGAUCAGUCCUCUGGUGAGGAGUUCUGAAGACGGGCAUUGGGAUAAUGCCUGAAUCUCUGUCUGCUGAGAUGUCAUGGUCACAUCAGACUUUCUAACAAGUAUCAAGAUCAGUGUCAGGCAUUGUUGAGGGAAGGAAUUUUAUAAAGUUACACAAAGGUAGCUCUUAAAAGAGCCCAGUUUGUCUUUCAGGAGAGGACUUUGAUGUGCUUAAGAAGUUUAAUAUUUGAAUAUUGUGUUUAACCAUAUUGUAUUAAAGUUCUGCAGUAUGCUGUGUGUUGGUCUGAUAUUUUAGUACAUAGUAAGCACGGUUUUAUUUUCCUCUAAGCCAAAUGAAAGCGGGUAACUGCUCUUUUCCUUAUUCUUACCUCUGUGGAAUAGCAUUUAUUACAUGUCUUUCAGUGAAAUAUUUGGUUGCCCCAGGCAUCACCUAAAAUGAAUUAGGAAGAUAAAGUUCCCUCCUUUUUUGAGUAAGGAAGGGAGCAGUCUAGAGAAUUUUAUGCAUGUUUGCAUGGGGUUGAGGUAUUGGAUGUGAAAUACCUAGGAAGGCACUCAUAGAAAAUUCUUAAAUGUUUGUUUCCUUUUUCUGUCUUCCCUUUAGGAAGAAUGUUCUCUUUCUUCUGAUUAGGAAUAAGGAGUACUUUUAGUUGAUGCUGGAGGGUGGAGGAUCUUUCUGGAUGGUCAGAUUUGCCUGGAGUAACACAAGAUACAGGAAAAGUCUAGGGUGACUGUGUAGGGGAAGGGAAUAGCUGUUCUUAGGCUUGCCCUAAGAGGUGACCAGUUCAGUUUGGUAAGAACACCAUUUUUUUUUUUUUAA
Molecule: messenger RNA, 2070 nt
Organism: Panthera uncia (snow leopard)
Lineage: Eukaryota; Metazoa; Chordata; Mammalia; Carnivora; Felidae
Gene: POLR2M
Product: RNA polymerase II subunit M
Exons: 4
Coding region: 183-1283 (366 amino acids)
Biological process (GO): intracellular signal transduction; transcription elongation by RNA polymerase II; maintenance of ER location
Cellular component (GO): nuclear envelope; RNA polymerase II, holoenzyme; intracellular anatomical structure
Molecular function (GO): transcription elongation factor activity
Source: RefSeq, a predicted model, not a curated record